Messenger RNA from Solanum pennellii, 2298 nucleotides. Its product is annotated as actin-related protein 6. NCBI's taxonomy places the organism in Eukaryota, Viridiplantae, Streptophyta, Magnoliopsida, Solanales, Solanaceae. The transcript is spliced from 7 exons. Gene Ontology annotation, molecular function: nucleosome binding. The coding region runs from base 301 to 1617 and encodes 438 amino acids. The record is from RefSeq and is a predicted model, not a curated record. Gene Ontology annotation, cellular component: Swr1 complex.
AUAAGAACAUAGUGAUAACACUAAUCCUAGAAUAAGAAAGAUAUAUAUAAUUCCACACUAGUCCUAGAAUAAGAAAGAUAUAUAUAAUUCCACAUAAAUUUUUGAGUAUAUCAAACCCUUUCUCCUAUAAUAAAUCAUGACACUCGUAACAAAUGUUUGCCAUCCCCAUUAGCCGCUUCUUUCUUUCAACAUAAAUUCUCACUUCAAUUCGUACCAAAAAAUCAAUUAUCAUGCCGAUGGAUUUAAUUCAUUGCGCCAUAAAUUAGGAAGCUGGGUGUUCAAUUAGUGUGGCAAUCGGAAAUGUCGAAUGUUGUAGUUUUGGACAACGGCGCCGGCCUAAUCAAGGCUGGUAUCGGCGGCGAAAGAGAUCCAACAGCUAUUGUCCCCAACAGCAUGGGCCGUCCACUUUCUUCCAAGAAAUGGCUUAUGGCUGACCAGCUUCUUUCCCCAGACGUCGACCUCACUUCAGCCACCGCCCGCCGCCCUUUCGACCGCGGUUAUCUUAUCAACCCUGAUCUCCAAUCUUCCAUUUGGUCUCACAUCUUCUCGAAUCUUCUCAAAAUUACUCCUUCACACUCUUCUCUACUUCUUACUGAACCCCUUUUCAAUCUCCCUUCCAUACAACGUUCAAUCGACGAAAUUGUAUUCGAAGAUUUUAAUUUUAAGGCUCUUUAUGUAUCAGAUUCCCCCUCUUUAGUUCAUCUUUAUGAAGCAUCUCGUCGCCCUUAUGGCCUUGUUUCUAAAACCCAGUGUAGCUUAGUUGUCGACUGUGGAUUUUCCUUUACUCAUGCUUCCCCGGUAGUUCAGAAUUUUACAUUGAAUUAUGCUGUUAAAAGGCUUGAUCUUGGGGGUAAAGCUUUGAGUAAUUACUUAAAGGAGUUGGUCAGUUAUAGAAGUGUUAAUUUGAUGGAUGAAAGUUUCCUUAUGGAUCAUGUUAAGGAGGAACUUUGCUUUGUCUCUUUGGAUCUUCCCAGGGACUUGCACAUUGCUAGGAAACCGGGGAAGGACAAUUUGUUUAGGUGUACGUAUGUUCUUCCCGACGGUAUUACACAUACUAAGGGCUUUUUAAAAGACCCUGAAGAACCAAAGAGAUAUCUCCCUUUGUAUGAUGAAGCUCCGCAGCAAGUAGCAGGGGAACAAAUUGAUAUGGAUCAGCUCGAGAACACUGACAAUUCCGAAGACAGGAACAGAAACAAUGGAUCAAAAAUUGAUUUGACAAAAAAUGAAUUUGGCUUAACAAAUGAGCGGUUCCUUGUCCCAGAGAUGAUGUUUCGUCCAGCUGACUUGGGACUGAAUCAGGCUGGACUUGCAGAGUGCAUUCAUCGAGCUAUCAGUUCCUGCCAUUCUCAUCUUCACCCUGUUCUAUAUGAGAGCAUUAUUCUGACGGGAGGCAGUACUCUAUUUCCUCAUUUUGCCAAAAGACUAGAAAUGGACCUUCGGCCUCUUGUCCCAGAUAAAUAUCGUUUAAAGAUCACAACUCAAGAAGAUCCUAUUCUAGGUGUUUGGCGUGGGGGAUCACUCUUGGCAUCAAGUCCUGACUUUGAUGCAAUGUGUAUCACAAAAGCUGAAUAUGAGGAGCUGGGAUCAGCAAGAUGUCGAAAGAGAUUAUUCCACUAACUUUUCUAGUUAACUGGAGAGGAGAAAUUCAGAUUUUAGGAUGAUAGUUGGCCUCUGCAGUUGCCAAUGAGCUAAAUACCCGAGGAAAUUAAAAAACAGAUUUGCUCUGAAAUGAUUCUUAUUCUAGUCUGUUUCUUAUAAAUAUUGCAGAACUCUCCUUGGUUGAAAUCUAACUUAUCUGCAAUGAAAUGUUGUUGGCAUCUUCAAUGUGAAUACUGGUGUCGCUCGUCCUUGAUUGUAGUAUGGGUGUUAUGUUGCAACUUGUCAAGGACAAGAUGAAAUUACACAUAUCAUUGGCUGUACGACUACGACAUGCGGAUCAAGACUGAUGGAACAACUUUGGUGAAUAUUUGUCUGAUCUUAUUGGAAAUGAUGAUAGGAUCAAAUGGACUAAGACAGUUUCUGAAUCAGUCAAACAAAUGAAACUGCUUCUGGUGAUUGCUUAAUAUUGUUAGCAGGACAAUAGAAUAGUUGAUUUUCAUGAUGGAUCUUUAGGAUGUGUAUGUACUCGAGACUAACUUUUUCUGAGUAAAUACUCAAUGUUUGUGCAUAACAAACUUCUAAUUUUUGAAAAAGUGUGGAUGGACUAACAGAGGCUUGAUACAUUAAUGAUAUGUAUAUAAGUUUUUACUCGCGUUUGAUUGAGCAUAAACUUCAAAGAAGAAAGCAAAAGUUUCAUGA